UUCUAGUCCUUAGGCAAAAAUCGAUAUUGCCUGUCCGAUAUCACCUAUUUCUGCAUUCUGGGUCUUUUGACGGAAGGGAAGGUGUCUUUGAGAAGGUCGCACGAACGGACGCAGACGAAAUUUCGCCUCAGUUUACGGGCGAUGAUCUCUCCUUCUAUUUUACACCCCGCUCUAGAACAGCCUUUGCAUAUCAAAUAUGUUUACCACCACGACCAAUCUACGAUACAUUAUUUGGUGUCUAUUCAAUCUCCUUAUUGGAAGCCCUUCCUCAUUCGUCAGACGCACAAUA
Molecule: messenger RNA, 289 nt
Organism: Acaulospora morrowiae
Lineage: Eukaryota; Fungi; Glomeromycota; Glomeromycetes; Diversisporales; Acaulosporaceae
Source: the annotation of a GenBank genome assembly